This is a messenger RNA of Brassica rapa (field mustard), 977 nucleotides long. Its product is annotated as heavy metal-associated isoprenylated plant protein 13. NCBI's taxonomy places the organism in Eukaryota, Viridiplantae, Streptophyta, Magnoliopsida, Brassicales, Brassicaceae. Gene Ontology annotation, molecular function: metal ion binding. The record is from RefSeq and is a predicted model, not a curated record.
AAUCUAAGUUUUGAUUGGGAUUGAGUUUUCGUUUCGAAUUGAUAUCUAUACAACUUACAAAGCGUACGAGAACUUGCUUAAGAAGUUCUUACGUGACCGAAGAGUCAAAUAGGGUCCAAAAACUAACAGUGUCCUGGUCGUACACGCGGCCUUAUGAGUAGUGACACUUCUUCGAUUUUUCCGUUUGAUUUCGUCGCGGCCUCGUAAUUUUCAAAUAAUUCCUACAAAAAUAAAAAAUUAAUAGAUAUUGACUCGUUUACUUUUUAUGGUCAUAUAUUAAUGAAAUUCCUCGUAAAUUCCUGUGAAAUUUCUAUAAAAUAAGGAAAUCUUCGAAACUGCAAUUGUCAUCAAGAAGCUUCAACGUCUCAAAUCAUCUCUCCUCUACGUCUCUCUCUUAAAAAUAUCAGAAAUUUCUGAAGCUCUUCUAUAGUUUUUUCUUGAGCCAUGACUGCGCAGAAAUCUGUGUUGCAACUGAGUGUUCACGAGGAAAGUAUCAGGAAGAAAGCAUGGAAGACCGUUUCUAAGUGUUCAGGGGUUACUUCGGUAGCAAUGGAUGACAAAACCGGGAAAAUGACGGUGGUGGGAGAAGUUGAUGUACCAAAACUCGUAAAGAAGCUAAGGAAGAUAUGUACCGCAGAUAUCGUUUCGGUAGAAGUUGUUAAACCACCUGAGAAAAAGGAACCGGAGAAACCGAAACAACCUGAGGUUAUUGUCAACCCGGUUGCCUAUUGGAGCAACCAGUACCAAUACCAUCCUGCUACAUAUGCAAGUUCUUAUUGUCCACCAUGCGGGUAUUCUAGAGUUGUGGUGGAGGAACCAAGGCCUUGUGUGAUUUUGUAAUUUUUCCUAGAAUUAUUUCAGAUAAUAUUAGUUAUAUUUGCACUUAAUUUUGAUGGAAGAGUGUAUUUUUGGGUAUUGUAAUCUACAUUUCCCGUAUGAGUCUAUUCAAUAAAAACAGCCAGCUUAUGUUUGAUGAA